AGGAAGCGGAAGUGGUUCUGCCCUGAAACGAGACGCUGCGAGAGACGGAGGACGGAGAGGCUGACCGAGCAGAGAGAGAGAGAGAGAGAGAGAAAGAAACAUACAUAUAAUAUAAACAAAGACAAGGAAAGAAAGAAAAGCAGAGCAGGACUUAACGUCUCGACACUUUUAGAAAAUGGAUAAGAACGACCUGGUACAGAAGGCCAAGCUCGCAGAGCAGGCUGAGCGCUACGAUGACAUGGCUGCGGCCAUGAAGUCGGUGACGGAGCAAGGUGCGGAGCUGUCAAACGAGGAACGCAACCUUCUCUCCGUUGCCUACAAGAAUGUGGUGGGAGCACGCCGCUCGUCCUGGCGAGUCAUCUCCAGCAUCGAGCAGAAGACCGAGGGCAAUGACAAAAAGCAGCAGAUGGCACGUGAAUACCGGGAGAAGAUUGAAGCUGAGCUGCAGGAAAUCUGCCAUGAUGUGCUCGGGCUACUGGACAACUUCCUCAUUAGCAAUGCAACUGCUGCUGAGAGCAAGGUGUUCUAUCUGAAAAUGAAAGGCGACUAUUAUAGAUACCUGUCUGAGGUUGCAUCUGGGGAUACUAAGAAGGAUACAGUGGACAAUUCCCAGAAGGCGUACCAGCAAGCUUUUGACAUCAGCAAGGGCGACAUGCAGCCAACACACCCUAUCCGGCUUGGCCUGGCCCUCAACUUCUCAGUCUUCUACUAUGAAAUCCUCAACAACCCGGACCAGGCUUGCGCUCUGGCUAAGGGGGCAUUUGAUGACGCCAUCGCUGAACUUGACACUUUGAACGAGGAUUCUUACAAAGACAGCACCCUGAUCAUGCAACUACUAAGGGACAACCUGACCCUGUGGACAUCAGAAAACCAGGCAGAUGAGGGAGAGACCGGAGACGGGGAAAACUAAUGGAAUUGCACUGUUAAUCCACCUACACUCUUAUCUUAAACACAGACAGCUUAUAUACAUCCCCCUCCACUCCAUCAGCUCCUCCCACUUCUGUAUGACAAGCAGCCUGAAUUGCUCCUGACCAACUAGUUUACCCCUCUCAGUUAACUGUGAGGCGACAGGGUAAUUUUCAGUUAGCAGAUUCAGUCACUUUGUGGAAACAUGUUGUAUUGAUUAGUGAGUCCAUGUUGCUGUUGUUUUUGUUGGCGUUGUAUGUGUGUGUGUUCGUAUGUAGUGAGAGAGCAAGUUUGAAAGGAUGUGACAGAUUGUGUGUGUGUGUGUGCGUGGGCGUGUGCGUGGUCGGGGUGGGAGGGGGGGUUGUUGUGAAUUCUAAUCGUCCUUCCAAAUCCCUUUGUCCCAGCUAGUUUGUUGUGCUUUUAUUUUUUUUUGUUACUUUCUUAUUUGUGAUUCCUCAUGAUAUUUACAGGUUUUAUUGUAUGGUGAAUAUACUGGCAGUUGAUUUCCACCAAACACUGUGAUGGUAGGCGUUCCAUUUGCUUCACAACCCCCAAAACAUUUUUUUAUUUUGUGUUUGAAUUUCCAGGCACACGUACAAUCCUGUAUUAACAACCAACUGCAAUUCUGCUGUGGGCUCAUACAGAAAAGGAGGCAGACUGUAUUGUGACACUGACAUCUUGGUGUAAUGCUCCUUGAUCAUGUUCACAAAUUCACAGUUUCAAAGUUUUAAGGGACCCCUUAAAUUGUCAUGUUAGAUUUGUUCAGACAUUCCACAUUAUUAGGCUUCUCGGAAAGGCAGUGCUCCGUUUUUAUUAUUUUAUUUUAUUUUAUUUUUUAACUUAGUAUGGAUUGUCAUUGUAGUUUUACUCACUGUUCAGGUGCUGCUUGAUCUCAGUACAAUGAAAAUUGUAUGUGCGUAAAUGUGGUUCCAUGUAUUUUGCAAGAUUGACUAUCAUCUGUAUGUAAAACCUAAAAAGUAACCUUUUAUUGAUGUUAAUUGAAAAUGUCUUACCACACUGUAUCAACCCUGCUUGCAAAAUAUUCCUCUUAAAGCGGUUGUUUUCUCCAACAAAAAAAAAAAAAAAAAAAAAAAAAAAAAAAAAAUCUGUGCCUGGCUUUCUCUCGCAGCCUCUGUGGCAGCAUCUGCUUGUUGUUUUUUUAGAAAUCUCAAAGGGAAAGAGUAAGACCAGACAAACUUAAAUAGCUAAAUCUUGACGUCAGUUUCCACCGGGUGCAUCUCUGCUGUGAAGGAUUAGCUGGUGUGAACGAUCGCCUCGCAAAAUCAGGUCUAUUUUGAAGGUGCAAUUUUGGGAAAAAUCCAAGUCAUCCCUUUUGGAAAGAAGCUCAGUGUCACAAUACCAUUUAUCACCACUACAUUCCACAUAUUGUAGUUGAAGACACCAUUCCACAUUUUAGCUGACAGUCUGUUUACUCUGACAAUGCUCCAAUGAAUUGAAAUUAUCUUCUGUUGAGAAAAAAAAACAAAAAAACAUGUCAGUUUAUUAUUAUGCUUGAUGAAAAUGCAGUUAGUGAAUGUGGAACGAAGCCUGUCUGUAUAUCAGGUAUCUACUUGCUUUGUUUUUACUGACAAGUCUUAUGGCUAAAAAAUUUGCUUCUGUAACAGUCUAUUUACCCAGUGCACACACGUGGUUGUGAAAAUUUUAGAAUAGCUCUUUAAAAAAAGCAAAAAAAAAAGCAAUGACGAAAUGGAGAUAAAACAAUGGUUGGUGUAAUUCUAGCUUUGUGUUUAUGUAUCUUAAAACCAUUCUAGUUUCACUAUACAUGUAAGAAAUAGGAAAGUGUCAAAGACCAUUCAGUGAAAUAAAGUUUCGUUUAAGAUAA
Messenger RNA from Anoplopoma fimbria (sablefish), 2749 nucleotides. RefSeq names its product 14-3-3 protein beta/alpha-1. Bases 176 to 910 code for a protein of 244 amino acids. Gene Ontology annotation, biological process: signal transduction. The transcript has 6 exons. Gene Ontology annotation, cellular component: cytoplasm. The record is from RefSeq and is a predicted model, not a curated record. Lineage: Eukaryota; Metazoa; Chordata; Actinopteri; Perciformes; Anoplopomatidae.